GCUUCGGCACGAAUGGGCCGGCUCGACCGGAGUGAUACCAUGGCCUCACAGAAAACCGACGUGAAGCAACGCUUGCGUCGUAUUUCGUCGUGUGAGUGAGGUUACACGAUUUUUUUUUUAAAUUUUUUUUUUUUUUACAUGUUUUUUUUAAUAAAACGUUGCCCCACACUAUGAUUUUCUCCUGUGUCGUGGGUGCGUUUACAAACAUACAAGUUCACAUACACAUGACAUCUAGACCCGGAACAACAAUCUGUGGAUUAGACAAAGAGUUGUUCCGUGCGGGAAUCGAACCCGCGACACGUUGCCCGGCAGCUGGUUGCUCACCCAUCGCGCCAACCGUGCAGUCUUCCGCUUUCCCAAUCUCCCCAAUUCCUGAAUCCACGACGACCCUCAAAACUCCUUAUCCCCAAAAAGCCGGUGACGCACUUGUAACGCCUUUGGUGUUCCAGGUGUUCAUGGGCGACGCCGAUUGCUUACCAUCAGGUGAUCCGUCUGCUCGUUUACCGGCUUAUGCCGUAAAAAAAAUACCAGGGUCGAAAUCACAAAGUUUAAGAAACACUGUUAAAUCAGGUGUAGAAUCUUUAUUGAUCUUAAUAGCUGCUCUAAAUGAAUAG
Messenger RNA from Spodoptera littoralis (African cotton leafworm), 614 nucleotides. The record is from the annotation of a GenBank genome assembly. Lineage: Eukaryota; Metazoa; Arthropoda; Insecta; Lepidoptera; Noctuidae.